Cuculus canorus (common cuckoo) is the source of this 937-nucleotide messenger RNA. RefSeq names its product hydroxyacyl-thioester dehydratase type 2 (gene HTD2). Lineage: Eukaryota; Metazoa; Chordata; Aves; Cuculiformes; Cuculidae. The record is from RefSeq and is a predicted model, not a curated record. The transcript has 2 exons. Bases 1 to 507 code for a protein of 168 amino acids.
AUGUUGCAGCCCAUCAGGUGUGGAAUUUCUGGAGGAGAUUUACGACAAAGAGCCCUGACAAAGCUAACAGUGAUCACCUCUCUGCUUGGAUGCCCCUUCCUUCAGUGCUUACACAUAAAAGUUGGAGACAAAGCUGAACUUACCAGAGCUUUUACGCAGGACGAUGUUGUUACUUUUUCUUGUUUAACAGGUGACACAAAUCCUUUGCAUUUAAAUGAGGAUUUUGCAAAGAAAUCUAGGUUUGGAAGAACUAUUGUGCAUGGAGUUUUGAUCAAUGGACUUAUUUCUGCAGUUCUGGGUACUAAAAUGCCUGGUCAAGGCUGUAUAUUUCUUUCACAGGAGAUCCGAUUUCCAGCUCCUUUAUAUACUGGUGAAGAAGUUGUAGCUGCUGCGGAAGUUAAACGCCUGAAGGGUUCUCUGGCGCACAUCUUGGUAUCAUGUAAAGUCAGAGAAAGUGGAAAGACUGUUAUGGAAGGGAUGGUGAAAGUCAUGGUGUCUGACAGUUAGAGCUUUUGAUCCUGUGCUACUUUACUAUAAAGGAGUUGCUUCACUUCCCGUUUUCUGCCUUGGGUCGCUGCCUGAUCACUGGCUUUGCCAAGCAACACUUUUCAAAGCAGGCAUGCUCCUUCCCUCAUUCCUUGUUCACCUGCCUCUCUAGAAGGGAAGUCAUCCUGUAAAUGCCUGUUAAGAAAAGGCGUCAAAUCUGUGUCUGACCCGUGGGUAGCUGCAUCGGGAGCAGUUUGGAAAGGUCACUCACUAUUCCAGCCUGAGAUGUAGCUGCAAGAACACAAGAAAGGGCAGAGAAAUGUUCAACAGGAAGUGGGUUCCCAGGUGCUGAGCAGCGUAGAAAUAGUGUUUUCCAUGCCACUACGACAACAGCAGAAUUGUUGGGCUCCACUUAAUAACUUUAAAUCUGUGUUUAGGAAAUAAAUUAACC